Hypanus sabinus (Atlantic stingray) is the source of this 5500-nucleotide messenger RNA. RefSeq lists its product as uncharacterized. The transcript has 2 exons. The coding region runs from base 191 to 1084 and encodes 297 amino acids. Gene Ontology annotation, molecular function: thiamine triphosphate phosphatase activity; magnesium ion binding. Gene Ontology annotation, biological process: thiamine diphosphate metabolic process; dephosphorylation. NCBI's taxonomy places the organism in Eukaryota, Metazoa, Chordata, Chondrichthyes, Myliobatiformes, Dasyatidae. The record is from RefSeq and is a predicted model, not a curated record.
AGAAAGAGGCAGUUGGACAUUUGAGGAAGUAGAGGGCUGAUUGGUGGCAAACCUCGAGCCUUUAGUAUAAGGGCAUGAACCAAAAGGAAGUGUCCGAGGUUGGGCCAUUGACACGAGACUCAACCUGAACAGAUAACAGUCCGCAUGAACAUCAGCCGAAGUCGCCAAAGGCAGUUGUCUACACUGUCAGAUGGUCAAGACAAGUCCAUCCAGAACACUUGCAGAUUAUCCAGCCCUCCAGGUAGUAAACAGGACCACCGAGGCCAUGCAUAGAGUUAGAGUCGAGCAGAGCUACUGGUUGGAUGAAGAAUCCGAAAUCAAACUCCAACAGUUGGGAGCCACGCUGGUUGACGAGGUCAUUGUGAAAGAUGACUACUACGAUAACGACACAUUUGAUUUGGCCACAAAUCAAAUCUGGCUGAGUCAGAGAGACCACCAGUGGCAACUCAUUAUUGCUGUCCCAAAGUCCAACACCAACAGAGAUGGCGGGGAACAGGGAGAAUGGAACUCGCUGGUGGCCAGGGCAGAGACAAGAAAAAGCAGGCUCCAGGACCUGGAUGGCCCAAACUCGGAGACAAGACAGGGAAGCAAUCCCAGAUUAAGGUCACGGAAUGACGAAGGAGACAGACCUGGAAAUGAGGACAGAGAAAUGGGAGAAGGAAACCCAGUGCAGCAGCAAACAGCAACAGAUCCUCAACAAUGGGAUGGGACAACCAGCCCAGAAGAUGGUGCACUUGACAAAACAGAGCCUCGGUACACUCACCAUGAGCUCAGGUCACAAGAGCAGAUUAUAGAGUAUAUUGCACAGUUCCUGCAGAUCUCUUUGACAGGAGAAAGCAGUGAAAUGAAGUUGAGCCAUUUUCUGCAACUGGCAAAAAUUUACCACUAUGCAAGUUGUCACACAGCCAAGAGGAGAACGUACAAUCUGAAGGAUUCCUGCAGAAUUGUGAUAGAGAAGGACCAGCUAGCACCCAGAUGUUUGGCAAUGAUGUACAUUGAUGCUGAUGUGUCAAAUAUCAUCAAAGACCUUGAAAAUAUGGAAGAAAUGGCAGCACUCUUGAGAAUGGAGCCAAUUCUAGCUUAAAAUUUUUAUUCAAUUUCCAAGUCAUAAAAUCUUAGAACAUGUAGAAACAGUCCCUUCAAAGUACUGAGUCGAUGCUGACCAUCAUCCAACCAUUUACUCUCACCUUACAUUCAUCCAGUUCUUAAUCCCCAUUCUCACCAACUUCCUCCAGAUUCUACCACUCCCCUACGCACUUGGGCAGCCAACUGUAGACAUGCCUCUGGGAUGUAGGGGGAAACCAGAGCACCCAGAGGGAAGCCACGUGGUCACAAUGAGAAUACCCAAACUCCACAUUCACAGAACCCAAGCUCAAAGUCAAACUUGGGUCCAUAGCUAGAGACAGCAGCUCUACUAAUCGUGCCAAGUUGAAAACCACCAUGUGUUUCUACAUAACACCAUUUAUCAAAUAUGAAGAUGGACUGUGGAAAUAUUGACUAGUUCAUUCCUAAAGUACUGAUGGACUCCACAUGCAAAUUUUCCUCACUUUCAAUGUUUAUAAAUGUCAACUUGAAGAAUUGGCAUUUUGAACUACAAAUCAUAAAUAAUUUCAUCUUGCUUCCUUUCAGAUGAACGAUGGUUUCUUCUCAAGAAACUACUAAGAAAUGUAACUCCAGACAAGAUAUGUGGCAGAAGAAUUAUACUAGAACAAUAUAAAAAUUCAAGGUUGAAGCACUGUAUAGUUCUGGUCACCACACACCACGAAGCUUGGACUAGAGAGGAUGCAGGGGAGAUUUAGACAGAUGUGCUUAGGAUUAGAGCAUUUUGGUUAUAAGAGAGAAUUGAAGAGGCCCAGGAAUGAAAAGCAGAAUGGAGGACAGGAACCCAUUUCUAGAUGUCAGUGAACUGCGCACUAAGAUUUAAAGUAACUGGAAACUAAAAGGGAGUAGGGGUGGCAUUUUAUUUUUUACUCAAAGAAUGGGUAGGUCCAGAACUCAAAAAGGUUGGUGGAUUUGCUGUGCACUUAAGAGUAAUGAUAGGGAUUGAAAGCACCUGAACCUACAGGUUAGAGACAAAUCAGGAUAUAGGGUUUGGUUGGUUGGUUGGUUUUAUUCACCUCCCAAAAUAUCUGAUGGGUUCUUGCACCUACAAAGUGCUUAGAAGAGAAAGAAGAAAGCCCUUAACUCUGAGUGGAGUCAUCGGGAUGCCGUCACGAAGACAUUUUUUUUUAAGCAGGCUUUCUUAUUUUUACGAGGUGGAGUUGAGCCGGAUGGAGAGCGUGCAAGGGCGCCGGCUGGAUUUGAACUCUGGAGCCUUCGCUCCGAAGUCCGGCGCUGAUGCCACCACGCCACCGGCCAGCUAAAAAACGCAUAAAUAGAGGAAAAAAAUACCCCAGACUAGGGCUUCCCAACCUGGCAUCCACAGCAUAGAAGAAAGGGUUAGGAACCCAGGCCCCAGAUGAAAGCUGCAGAUCCUGUGCAGCAUUUUGAGCUGAAACGUCGACAAUCUUUCUGCCCCCCUCCCCCCACAGACAUCCCUCCACCCAAUGAGCGAGUUCCUUCAGCAGAUUGUUCUAGAUUCCAGCAUCUGCCAUCUUCAGUGUCUCUAGAAAGUUUAUUUUUCAUGGCAUUUAUACCCUGUGCAAAAUGAACUUGAACUUAACCAGUGACUGACUCAAGCUAUUAAGUGUUACUCUCCACAAGUGAAGUUGACAAGCACUUUCCUGCAUCUUCUGGGUUUUUUAGGCUUACAACUCAAGGCACAGAGAGAGGGAUUUGAUAAGAAUUUGAGGGGCAAAGCUUUUCCGUCAUUGUAGGUACACAGAAAGAGCUACCAGAGGUGGUAGUCAAGGCAAGUACAGUACUGUUCAAAAGUCUUAGGAAUAUAUAUAUAGUGCCUAAGAUUUUUUGCACAGCACAGUAGUAAUUUUCAUAUAGCACUGUACUACUGCCACAAAAAUAAAAAUAAAUUUCAUGAUGUAUGUGAGUAAUGAUAAACCUGAUUCUGAUAUGGGUCUCUGUUGGGGCCGAGAGUGGGAAGGUGGCAGGGAGAGGGGAAUCAUGGUUGGAAAAGGGGGAAGGGAGAGGAGUGGGAGUGGGAAGCACCAGAGAGACAUUCUGUGAUGAUCAACAAAUCAUUUGGAAUCAAAUAACCUUGCCUGGUGUCUCAGGGCUGGGUGUGUCUGCAUCUGUGCCAACCCCCUUCCCCACCUUGGCACUCCUUCGCUGCCACCUUUCUCACACCCCUCCCGCAGGGCUCUACCCUCACUAUCCCCAAAAUCCAUCGCUUUGAUUUACAAAGUCACUCUCUGCUCCAUGUUGACAAACACAAUACUGAGCAAAAGUCUCAGGCACCCUAGCUAUAUAUGUGCCUAAGACUUUUGCAUGUUACUGUAGAUUGACAUUUCAAAGAGAAUUAGAUGGGGUAGGGGGGUAAGUGUUAAUUGUGGGUAAAUGGGACUAGCUUAGAUGAGCACCUUUUGUCAGCAUGGGCAUAGCCUUGUUUAUGACUCCAACAACCACAGCAUCUUUGCUUGUGCUUGAUUCACAGAGUUGUUGGGAUCCAGGCAUAGUUGAUUCACAGCUAGCAGCUUCAGAAGAAGACAUAAAAAAGCAAUGCAGCUCGCAUCAUGCUCAGUCCCACUGUCAAGCACGUCAGGAGAUCAGUCAAGUCCUGCAGUUCCGUCUGAGCUGGUUGUUAGAUGCAAACGCCAGGCCAUGCUUUCACGCCUUCUGUCACUGGUAUCCAUUAGCAACCAGAAGAUAGUCACGAUGGGCGGCAUUCAUGGUUUGCUUCAAUGCACUUACAAAGUCACUAUGUACAGUGACCGAAGAUAAUUUUUCCUCCAGGGUAACUCCACUGAUGUUAUAAGAAUUUUCAUAGAGACGGGGAAUAAUUGAUGGUGGCUGUGAAGAACUGCUGGCUUGAAGAAGCUUGCAAAACGAUGAGACUAUUUUAUUUUUAAACAAAAGGAACAUCUGAAUAAGUUCUGGAAACAGCGAACUAACACGCCAGUCAUGUAAAAUUGCUGUGUGCGAUGUAAUUUAUAUGUUCAGGCCCUGCCAGAAUGACAGAUUUUUCCAUCCUUCACUGGAUCCGUAUGUCUUUGUUUCUGUAACCAAGAUCAUUGUUUGCAGUUUCAACAACCAAAAUUUCUGUGUGAUCAGCUGUCUUUAUUGUACCAGUGCAUUACUGCAACUCAAGAAAUACUAGUGUGUUGUAUAUAUAUAAUUCACAAGAUAUGGGUAUCACCAGCAAAUCUGAUAACUAUUAUCUAUCUGAGAUUGCUCCUGUAUCUAUUUCCGUCAGAGCAGAGUCAACACAUCUGCGGAGAUAGAGUCAUCAAAAGGCAAGUCCAAAAAAAGUUCUGAGACUUCUUGCGACAGUUGGCAAAGCUUCACCAGAAAAUACUGGUGCAAUUCUACACUCCAAUCUUAGAGAGCAUCCUCACAUCAGUCAUUACUGUUGGGUUUGGUACGGCAUCCUCUCACGAUAUACAAAAACUACAGUGAACUGUCUGGUCAGCAGAAAAGGUCAUUGGCUGCAGACUACCAUCACUGCAGGACUUAAGGCCAAAAAAGUGGGCAAGAACAUCCUGAUGGCAGUAAUAGGAUUAGGCCGCGCCAGCAUGGAUUUACCAAGGGCAAAUCAUGCUUGACUAAUCUGUUGGAGUUUUUUGAGGGUGUAACAAGGAUGUUAGACGAGGGUAAGCCAGUGGAUGUUGUGUACCUAGAUUUUCAGAAGGCAUUCGAUAAGGUGCCACAUAGGAGAUUGGUGAGUAAAAUCAGAGCUCAUGGCAUUGGGGGCAGGGUUUCAACAUGGAUAGAAGACUGGUUGGCAGAUAGAAAGCAAAGGGUAGCAGUGAAUGGGUGUUUCUCAGACUGGCUGGAGGUGACUAGUGGGGUACCACAGGGCUCUGUAUUGGGACCACAGCUCUUUACGAUUUAUGUCAACGAUUUAGAUGACGGCAUUGAAAACUAUAUCAGCAAGUUUGCUGACGAUACUAAACUAGGUGGCAGUGUGACAUGCGAAGAGGACGUUAGGAGAAUACAGGGAGACUUGGAUAGGCUGGGUGAGUGGGCAGAUACUUGGCAGAUGUCAUUCAAUGUGAAUAAAUGUGAAGUUAUCCACUUUGGAAGCAGGAACAAGAGGGCAGAGUAUUGUCUGAACGGUGUAGAGUUAGGUAAGGGAGAAAUACAAAGAGAUCUAGGAGUACUUGUUCAUCAGUCACUGAAGGUGAAUGAGCAAGUGCAGCAGGCAGUGAAGAGGGCAAAUGGAAUGUUGGCCUUUAUUACAAGGGGAAUUGAAUACAAGAGCAAGGAUGUUCUUUUGCAUUUGUACAGAGCCCUGGUGAGACCACACCUGGAAUAUUGUGUACAAUUUUGGUCUCCAGGUUCAAGGAAGGACAUUCUGGCAAUUGAGGGAGUGCAGCGUAGAUUCACUAGGUUGUUUCCUGGGAUGGCAGGGCUGUCUUACGCAGAGAGAUUGGAGAGAUUGAAC